Messenger RNA from Spinacia oleracea (spinach), 624 nucleotides. Its product is annotated as 60S ribosomal protein L37a. Gene Ontology annotation, cellular component: ribosome. NCBI's taxonomy places the organism in Eukaryota, Viridiplantae, Streptophyta, Magnoliopsida, Caryophyllales, Amaranthaceae. Gene Ontology annotation, biological process: translation. The transcript is spliced from 5 exons. Gene Ontology annotation, molecular function: structural constituent of ribosome. The record is from RefSeq and is a predicted model, not a curated record. Bases 116 to 394 code for a protein of 92 amino acids.
AAAGAUAAACCAUGAAUCCUAGAAAUGUCGAGUAUAAACCCUAACCCAACCCUAUUUUACUCUUCUCUCUGUUUUUGGUUCUUCACUUUCUCUCAACGCCGUCGACUCUUCAACCAUGGCCAAGAGAACCAAGAAGGUUGGUAUUGUCGGGAAAUACGGUACCCGGUAUGGUGCCAGUCUGCGUAAGCAGAUUAAGAAGAUGGAAGUCAGUCAACACAGCAAGUACUUUUGCGAGUUCUGCGGAAAGUACGCCGUGAAGAGACAGGCUGUUGGUAUCUGGGGAUGCAAGGACUGCGGGAAGGUCAAGGCUGGUGGUGCUUACACUUUGAACACCGCCAGUGCAGUGACCGUGAGAAGUACAAUCAGGAGGCUCAGGGAGCAGACUGAGAGUUAGAUCUUUCACUAGUUGCUUAUCAUUUGAAAACAAUUAGAAAAUUGGGUGUUUGUUUGAAAAUACUUCAAUUUUCUGAGUUUUGGAUAUUACAUUUUGUACUAGAAUUCGUAAUUUGUUAAGGAUUCGUUUUAAGAAUUAGAUCAAUGCUUCUCCUUUUAUUUUGUUAUUGUGAGGGAUCCUGAUAUCAGUAGAUAUUUGAGGUUCAACAAUAUGAAAGCGAUUGUUCUUGA